Molecule: messenger RNA, 1727 nt
Organism: Phalacrocorax carbo (great cormorant)
Lineage: Eukaryota; Metazoa; Chordata; Aves; Suliformes; Phalacrocoracidae
Source: RefSeq, a predicted model, not a curated record
GGACACCGUCGUCAGCUGACCCGGGCCGGAAGUGCGGGGCUCUUCCGGUCGGCGGCGGCGGCGGCGAUGAUGGCCCCGGACCCCUGGCUCUCGCUGUACGAUGCCACUUGCCAGAUCGCCCAGGACAUCGCUGAGAAAAUCCAGGAGCGUAACCGAUACCAAAGGAACGGGGAGAGUUCAGCCAAGCUCAAUGUGAUUAUCAGAUCGUCGUUGCAGAAUCUCAGAGAGAAGAUCGAUCAGCUGAAGGACUUACUGCUUCGGGCUGUGUCAACACGCCAGAUCACACAGCUGGAGGGAGACAGGAGGCAGAAUUUGGUGGAUGACCUUCUCACGCGACAGAAGCAACUUCAGGCAUCUUAUAAGAAUGAAGGCACAGAACCAGAUGUGAUAAGAUCUAGCCUAAUGACGGGAGGGGUCAAACGAGGUGUCACCAACCCGUGGCUCUUGGAAGAAUCUGAGGAAACCAGAGGGCUUGGCUUUGACGAUCUCAGGCAGCAGCAGCGAAGGAUCAUAGAAGAGCAAGAUGCUGGACUCGAUGCUCUUUCUUCAAUCAUAUCCCGGCAAAAGCAAAUGGGGCAGGAAAUCGGGAAUGAGCUGGAUGAACAGAAUGAGAUCAUCGACGACCUCACUAACCUGGUUGAAAACACAGACGACAAGCUUCGCAACCAGACGCGGCAUGUGAAGAUGGUGGAUAAGAAAUCAACGUCCUGUGGAAUGCUGGUGGUGAUUGUGUUGCUGCUGAUUGCGAUUGCCGUGGUCGCCGUCUGGCCGACGCAGUAGCGCGGGUGUGGGGCCCGUCGGAGCUGCUGCUCGGCAGCUGGGCGCAGAGGGCGCCGCAGGAGAGACCGACUUGGCGCAAAGACCUUCUGUGUUUUAAAUAAACUCAACAGUACGAGAAUGAGGCUGUGUCCGACAGACGUCCGUUCUUCCUUCGGCGCACAGCCGAAGAGCGCUGCGUGGUUUGGAGGGUUUGAACUUGAAAAGGACUCACUUGCCACCUUCACCUGGCCUUCGGGAGGCUGCAGCUGGCUGCACUGCUCAGUGCAGCCGUGUCUGGGCGCGCGCUGGCGUCUUCUGUCGCGGUCAGUCGUCCCGAGAGCAUUAAAAUACUAAAAUAAAGGUGUGGUUUGGGAGUACGGCGGCGGCGCUCCUCUGCUUUCUGCUACCUUCCUUUGGAUUUAAAAUUCUUUCUUGUUUCAAGGAAUAAAUGUUUUUGGGGAAUGACUGCCCCUGGACUCCGGCGGGACGGGAAGCGGGAGCACGCGGAGCCCUGCCGGGGGGCGCAGGACCCCCACGAGCAGCGCAGAAACGCUGGCGAGUGAGUCAGUCCUUGGCCCCUGGGGGAGGGUUAUCGGUGUCGGUCUCCACGGAUAGAAACGUGAACAGCAGCGGGUCUUGAACCAGGGGCGUAAGAGUGGAAAGCCCUGCCCAGCGUGUGCUCCCGAGGAAGGCGCGCGCGCCCCGUGCCCCGCCGUGCCCUGCCACAGGAGAUGCGCUGCCAUUAACGUGCUAAUCUCGGCGGCCGAGGCCUGCCUCUUUCUUUUAUAACUUUUCACACGCUGUUAAAACUGAGGGGAAGGAGUACGUAUGUAAAAACUAAUGAAAAAGAAGUAUUGAAUGUUUGCUUCUGGCCAAGAAAAUCAUUAUUUUGUUAUACGUGCCAGUUUGAUUUCAGAAUUGAUAGAGCAAGCAAUAAAUUGAAUAAAAGCCGAUCCAUUUAUAUACAA